Molecule: messenger RNA, 626 nt
Organism: Diuraphis noxia (Russian wheat aphid)
Lineage: Eukaryota; Metazoa; Arthropoda; Insecta; Hemiptera; Aphididae
Source: RefSeq, a predicted model, not a curated record
CGACCGGUCACAAAAUAUAGUAAGUUUGCUGCAGUUACGCAUAUGCCGUUUACAACUAGGAUGAGGACGUAUUUUAUGAUGCAGAGUCACUAAGAAGUAUUAAAAUAAUCAAAAAGGAUUCAAAUCAAAUUAUUAUAGAGCAAAGAUUGAAAUCUAUAGAAGAAACAAUGGAAUUAUUCAGAAAAGAACUGGUGUCCAUAAAAAGAGAAUCGAAGAAUCGAAUUUCAAUCCGAAUCACUCAAAACUCACCAAACACGCAUUCUUGCCAUCAACUAAACACGCCAACGUGUUCGGCAUUUAUACCAACAAAAUCGUCUUCGGCAAAUGAAGUUCCUAGGCCACCACCUCCACCUCCACCUCCACCACCCUCGAAAACAAAAGAUUGUACGUUACCUCCACCGCCUACGCUACCACCACCACCACCACCACCACCUACUCCAAUGAUGACAACCGGUAUGCCUGCGUUUAGGGAUGAAGUUCGAGAGACGGCCAAAGGCUCCUCUCUCGAGGGCUGGCCGAACACAAAGACACCAAAAAUGUAUGGACGCAUACCAAUUACAGAAGAAAUACUAAAGUCCGUCGUACUGAAACCACCUGGACAGAGGGUGGCUGGAAAACGUGUUUAA